Alosa sapidissima (American shad) is the source of this 3407-nucleotide messenger RNA. RefSeq names its product mannosidase, alpha, class 2C, member 1 (gene man2c1). Gene Ontology annotation, molecular function: alpha-mannosidase activity; carbohydrate binding. NCBI's taxonomy places the organism in Eukaryota, Metazoa, Chordata, Actinopteri, Clupeiformes, Clupeidae. The coding region runs from base 117 to 3200 and encodes 1027 amino acids. The transcript has 26 exons. The record is from RefSeq and is a predicted model, not a curated record. Gene Ontology annotation, biological process: oligosaccharide catabolic process; mannose metabolic process.
UAUUGUACUUCCGGGUGCACGUGAAUGGAGUGUCUUUUGGACUUUAAUUGGGUCCAUUCAUGUUGUUUUGCUUCAUGAACUGAUCGAAUAUUUAGCUUUGCAGGAAUUCACUUACCAUGUAUCAUCAACCCGUGCUAAAGAAUCGGAGGACGCUCCUUGAGCGCGCAGAAAAGUUCAUAUCUGACAUUUAUUUCACGGACUGCAAUCUUAGAGGAAGGCUUUACGGAGACACCUAUCCGCUAGAGUCUCUCUCUGCCUUCCUGUCUUCAAAGCGCAUUCCCUUCUCAGAGGCUAUCAAACAAACCUUCCAAGCACAUACUGUUGGAGACAGCUUUGGACCCACGUGGUGGACAUGCUGGUUCAAGGUGUCUCUGAAGAUCCCCGACUCAUGGAGAGGGAAGGAAGUGCACCUCAGGUGGGAGAGCGAUGGAGAGGCGAUGGUCUGGAGGGAUGGAGAGCCAGUUCAGGGACUGACAAAAGAGGGGGAGAAGACAUCCUACAUACUGUCCGAGUGUCUCCAGGACAAUGAGUCCCACAGCAUCACUCUCUACGUGGAGCUGGCCUGCAAUGGUCUCUUUGGGGCUGGUCAGGGGUCCAUGAUCGCUGCUCCAGACCCCAACAGGAAGUUCUCUUUGCAGAAGGCAGAGCUAGUUGUGUUCAACCGCGAUGUCAGGGAGCUCCUGACAGACUUUGAGAUGCUGGUGGACAUUGUUAAGUUGCUUGGUGAGGGGGAUCAGCGAGGGUUCCAGGCUUUGUUCACAGCCAAUGAGAUGGUCAAUCUCUGCGAUCCAGCCAAUCCCAGCACUUUUUCUGCAUCCCGGAACCUGGCCCAGAAAUUCUUUAAGCAGAGAAACGGGGAGAGUCAGCACAUCGUCCAUGCCAUGGGCCACUGCCACAUCGAUUCAGCUUGGCUAUGGCCCUAUGAGGAGACCAUCAGGAAGUGUGGUCGCAGCUGGGUCACUGUGAUUCGCCUGAUGGAGAAGAACCCUGACUUUACCUUCACCUGUUCCCAGGCUCAGCAGUUUCAUUGGGUGAAGGAGUGGUAUCCAGGCCUGUACUCCCAGAUCAAGAGCUUUGUUCAAAAGGGCCAGUUUAUCCCAGUGGGCGGAACGUGGGUCGAGAUGGAUGGGAACUUGCCAUCUGGUGAAUCCAUGGUCAGACAGUUUCUGGAAGGCCAGAACUUCUUUAAGGCAGAAUUUGGAAACUACUGCAAAGAGUUCUGGUUACCGGACACGUUUGGCUACUCCGCCCAGCUGCCCCAGAUGAUGCAGGGCUCUGGGAUCACCCGUUUCCUGACGCAGAAGCUCAGCUGGAACCUGGUCAACACCUUUCCUCACAACACCUUCUUCUGGGAGGGUAUAGAUGGCUCACAGGUUCUCACUCACUUCCCACCUGGGAACUCCUAUGAGAUGAAGGGCAAGGUGGAGGAUCUGGUGAACACGUUGAAGAACAACAAGGACAAAGGGAGAGCCAAUCACAGUGCAGCGCUGUUUGGUUUUGGAGACGGAGGGGGCGGUCCAACCCAACUUAUGCUGGACAGAUUGGAACGUGUACGAGACACAGAUGGACUGCCCAAGGUUCAGAUGUCUAGCCCAGACGGCCUCUUCUCAGCACUACGGUCUGACUCAGGACUCCUAUGUACAUGGACCGGAGAGCUCUUCCUGGAACUGCACAACGGCACCUACACCACCCAGGCAAAGAUCAAGCAGGGUAACCGCCAGAGUGAGGCUCUGCUCCAUGAUGUUGAGGUGGCCAGCUCUCUGGCCAUGUGUCACAAUAAGGCCUUCUCCUACCCCACAGCCAAACUACAGGAGAUCUGGAGGUUGCUCCUUCUCAACCAGUUCCAUGACGUGCUUCCUGGCAGUUGCACAGAGAUGGUGGUAGAUGAUGCUCUUGAAUAUUACAAGGAGGUCCACUCUACUGGUUCCAGGCUGCUGCAGGAGGCCUGUGGGGCCCUGAUUUCGGGUGACCGGGCAGGUGCCCGUACCGCAGUGUUGAACACGUUGGCUUGGGAGCGCACUGAGGUUGUGCCCCUGACAGAAAACACCACGCCAUCAAAGCUAGCUCUAGUUAAAGUGCCCAGUGUGGGCUUGGCUGCAGUUCAGGAGUUUGCCAAGCCUAGUUGUCCAGUAACGGUUACAGCACAGGCUAACGGUACAGUUCUGAUGGAGAAUGGUAUUUUGCGUGCUGUUCUGGACCAGAAGGGCGGUUUGCUUUCUCUGAGUCUUCUGAACACAAAUAGGGAAGCUAUUGCUGACGGUUGCCUCGGAAACCAAUUUGUGGUGUUUGAUGAUGUGCCUCUGUACUGGGAUGCCUGGGAUGUGAUGGACUACCACCUCCAGACCAGGAGGCCAGUGGUGGACGUGGUUAAGCCGGCCGCAGUGUUGAGCUCAGGGGGUCUGCGAGGCAGCGUCUCCUUCUCUGUGAGGGUCAGCGACCGCAGCUCCAUCACUCAGGAGGUCAUACUGGAUGCUGAAUGCCCCUACCUCAAGUUCAGCACUCAGGUGGAGUGGGCAGAGAGCCAUAAGUUUCUCAAAGUGGAAUUCCCAGUGCGGGUGCGCAGCCCCAACGCCACCUAUGAGAUCCAGUUUGGCCACCUGCAAAGGCCCACCCACAGGAACACCUCGUGGGACUGGGCCCGCUUUGAGGUGUGGGGCCACAAAUGGGCUGACUUGUCAGAGCAUGGCUUUGGAGUCGCUGUGCUGAACGACUGCAAAUACGGCUACUCCUGUGACCAGAACACGCUCACCCUGUCCUUACUCCGAGCGCCCAAAGCUCCAGAUCUCCACGCUGACAUGGGCAGUCACACGUUCACAUACGCACUCAUGCCUCACAUGGGGUGUUUUCAGGAAGCAUCCGUCAUUCAGUGCGCCUAUAACCUCAACUCUCCCCUUGUGCUGGUGCCAAAAGCUUCUGACCUUCAACCCUGGAGCGCAUUCUCAGUCAGUGGUGAUGGGGUCAUCCUUGAAACCAUCAAACAGGCGGAGACCCAAAAGAACGGCUUGAUUGUCCGGCUGUAUGAGGCGCAUGGGGGCAGUGGCUCUGUGACUCUGUCCACCUCCCUAGCCCUGCGUGAGGCUUGGCACUGUGAUCUUCUGGAGCGGACUGACCCUAAGCACAGAGUGGCCAUUAUGCCAUCUGGAAUCGCUCUGGAAUUCGGUCCUUUCCAGAUCCGGUCCCUCCUGCUGAUCCUUCAGUGAAUGCUACUCUCUCUCUCUCUCUCUCUCUCUCUCUUUUUCAGUGAAUGCUACUCUCUCUCUCUCCCUCUCUCUCUUCUAUUCCUGCUGUCCAGCACACCAACUCAUUUAACUUCCUCCUAAUUAACGUGUUAAGCUCUCAUGUGCCCAUCAUGAUUGGCUGUGUUUGUGAAAAUAGUUUUGUACAAUAAAGUGCACUUUUGUAAUGGA